AUGACGACGAUCCUCUCAUCUAAAUCGAUCAAGAGUUCAGAAUCAUGGAUUCCGAUCUGCUUACCGGGCUACAAUCCCACUGGAUUCUUGCAUGCCUAUGUGAACUUUGAACCGGGCGGCAAGGAGGUAGGCUUGGUCUUGAUCUCCAAGGAUCGGACGGGCUUUUACGAUGCACAACGCUGGGCGAGAGAGAUCUUCAAGGAUCCGAUUUGGGCUGAAUUCCAUCGUCUGCGAUCCCCUCUCCAUCCUGAUCCUCCUUCUUCUCUUCUUUCCACUUCAUCAUCUUCAUCAUCCUCAUCCUCUUCAAAAAAACCUGAAGAAGACCAUCAGCCGAGUUCUCCUCCUCCUUCGAUCCCGGGCAUCCCCGGCCUCAGACACUUCAUCUUUAAGGAUAAGAAGUUUGUUCAAGUUAGCUUUCCUGCAUGGGAGGACGACUAUCUGAUCGAAUCUAAUCGCCAAAGAUUGAUGACCAAUUAUCAGAAAGCUUUCGAUUUAAUUCAUCCCAAACAACCCAAACUGAUCAAAAGAAUCAACACCGAUCCGACCGAUCCAUCAUCUCCAGACCUGGAUCAAGAUCUCCCUUCCUCUUCUUUCAAUACCUCUACUACGCUUCCGCCCCCCAUUAAAUUCACUUUAUUUAAAACUCAAUUCGAAUCAGUUAUUGGUUGGAUAAAUGAAUCUCAUGAGAUUUAUGUGACUGUUUCACCGUUGAUCUCCAAAUCUGCGUCGAUCUUGAUUGUUCAUUCAAUUGUCAAUUGGAUCAAAGUCCAUCACCAAUCUCUUUUCUUAACCUCUACUAAUCAAUUCUAG
Molecule: messenger RNA, 810 nt
Organism: Puccinia graminis f. sp. tritici CRL 75-36-700-3
Lineage: Eukaryota; Fungi; Basidiomycota; Pucciniomycetes; Pucciniales; Pucciniaceae
Exons: 4
Coding region: 1-810 (269 amino acids)
Biological process (GO): protein targeting to vacuole; vesicle-mediated transport
Cellular component (GO): Mon1-Ccz1 complex; fungal-type vacuole membrane
Source: RefSeq, a predicted model, not a curated record